Molecule: messenger RNA, 1665 nt
Organism: Alternaria arborescens
Lineage: Eukaryota; Fungi; Ascomycota; Dothideomycetes; Pleosporales; Pleosporaceae
Exons: 1
Coding region: 1-1665 (554 amino acids)
Source: RefSeq, a predicted model, not a curated record
AUGGCACGGUUGACAUCAGCUUCAAUCUCAACGUCGGCUUUACUUCUUCCUUUCGAGUUUACCAGCGAACACAUAGGUGCCCGCGCACCUCUCGAGCUUGUCUGCUCCGCACACGCCAUCUUGCUCGAAUGUUGGAGGUGCAUCAGUCCGAGCAGGUCGGUUGUCAGUAUCGUAGUUGCCACCCCCGCCAUGCGCCUGUUGCAGCGUCAAGGCAAUGACAGCUUCCGGCUUGUCUAUCGUGUUGACGAGCAGAUACCGCCUUACGCGAUCCUUUCGCAAACCUGGGGAAAUGAAGAGGACGAAGUUACCUUCAAAGACGUGGUUGAUGGAACAUACAAAAAGAGAAAAGGUUAUCGGAAACUCCAGUUUUGUGCGAAACAGGCUGCUGAAGAUGGUCUAGACUUCUUCUGGAUAGACACAUGUUGUAUCGAUAAAUCUAGCAGCGCAGAGCUUCAGGAAGCUAUUGGCUCCAUGUUUCGUUGGUACAAGGAUUCGGCAAAAUGCUACGUAUAUCUUACGGAUGUGUCGACGAAGUUCUUUGACUACCUGGAUCAAUUCCCAGAGAGCAAGUGGUUUACUAGGGGAUGGACACUUCAGGAACUCCUUGCGCCAAAGGACGUUGAGUUCUAUACUGCAGAAGCGAUCUCGAUCGGACGAAAGUCAGAGCUGGUUCAUACGAUCGCUGAUACCACUGGCAUUUCUACGGAAGCUCUACAGGGCACACCACUAUCGCACUUUAGCAUCGACCAAAGGAUGAAGUGGGCAGAGGGACGGAAGACAACCCGCCAAGAAGAUCUGGCCUAUUCACUGCUAGGUAUAUUUGACAUACAAAUGUCGCCCUUCUAUGGAGAAGGCAGGGAAAAAGCUUUCGAGCGACUGAAGAAAAAGAUAAGAAAGUCUCAAGGAACUGUUGGCUCAGUGACCCAGGAACCAGAACUUGUCGCACUUCGGUCUCACCACUUCGAAUUCGUCUCGCAUAGCCCCACAAUGCUGCACGAGACGGACGCUCAAUACAGCCUCCUAAUGUGCAAUGACUCUAACGAGAUCGGAAAGCCAGAUCUAUGUGCAGUGAAGAGAGGUGGUACCAACUUUCGAAACCUCGAAGUCAACCUCCUCUACGGAGCUUACAACUACCAAAACUUCGCCCUUCGAAUCGCGACACCGAAUUUUACACUAUUGCGUGAGAAUUGGAUCAUGACUGAACAAUCCAGUGCAGGACCAAUGGAUUUCUUCCUCGCAGAUUGGAGCGGUGAUGGUACGUUAGAUCUCGUAAUGAUCAAGAAGUUCUUCACUAGUACAUCGAGUACUGAGGUUCGAACAUUUUCUGGAACCGACAAGUGCCGAAAAAUCUUAUUUCAAGGCGGUACAAAACUCGAGGAAACAGAUGACACAUGGGCUUUUGGCAUGGGAAAAUGGGGUCAGGGCAAAAGACCGGACUUGAUUGCCAUCAAAAAGUCCAACACGGCAAGCAAGACCACUGAAGUGUACAUUUUGGAUGGGGAUGAUCACUUCAGAACCGUCAAACUGCACACUCAGACUGCCUUGCAUGAGACGGAUUUAAUAGUUUCUAAAUUAGCUAUGUUAGCUUGGGAAAUAGUCUUGGCAAAAGUUCGGCACCUGCUUGGGUUCGGCACUCGCUUGUGGAGUACAUUACUAAAGACUUAA